Molecule: messenger RNA, 1176 nt
Organism: Giardia duodenalis
Lineage: Eukaryota; Fornicata; Diplomonadida; Hexamitidae
Product: Pelo protein
Exons: 1
Coding region: 1-1176 (391 amino acids)
Biological process (GO): nuclear-transcribed mRNA catabolic process, no-go decay; nonfunctional rRNA decay; ribosome disassembly
Cellular component (GO): cytoplasm
Source: RefSeq, a predicted model, not a curated record
AUGAAAAUCAUUAAAAGGGAUCUCGACCAGAACAGUGGGGGAUAUAUUAAGGUGUGCCCGACAGAGGAGGUAGACCUUUACCUUCUUUCGGAACUCAUUCGUCGUGGAGAUCGGGUCUCAUGCCACACAACCCGAAAGAUCAUCAGAGAGAAAGGAGACGCAGGGACGACAACGGUGAGGAAGGCUCUUACACUUACCAUAGCGGUUCAAGAAAUAGACUACGAUGGGGCUGAAACCCUCCAUGUGCGCGGAACGGUGGUAACAGAGGUAGAGGAUAUCAUGCGAGGCUCCUCACAUUCAUUAUGGUUGCAAAUCAAUAAGGCAGUGGCUAUCAUCAAGGAGCACUGGACCAAUCAGCAGCUCAAAGACCUCGAAGAAUCUUGCAAUGCGGUGCGGGGAUGUGAUACCCUGGCUCUCCUCAUUCUCCGUGACGGAACAGCGAAGAUAGGCUUCGUCAAUGAGCUGAUGGUUGUACCGUGUCCUUCCAUCACAUGCACUAUUCCUAAAAAGACCAGAUACAAUGAGUCUAAGGUAACAACGGCAUUCGCAUCAUUCUUUAAAGCCAUAUGCACUGCUCUUAAAACAGAGAUCGUUAAGGGAACCAUCAAGCUCCUUUUGAUCUGUGGGCUCCAAGAAGUGACGGCGAAGUUUGCACAGUAUUACAGAGAUGAGUUAGGUGGUAAAGAGCCCUUCAAGUUGAUUCAUCAUGUGGUCAUUCAGACAAGCCAGCCGACUCUUCACAAGGCGAUUCUGGAGGCUAUGACAAACAAGGAGGUUGCCAGCGUCAUAGGCGAUUGUCGGUGGCGUCGAGCAUCAGAGGUUAUUGAGGAUUUCAGGAUAAACUUCGCGAAGAACGAGGAUUUGGCACACUAUACUGUCCACGAUGUCCUGGAAAUUUUGAAGACCAACCCGACAGCUCUGAGCACUGUACUCGUUAGUACGGUGAUUUCUCAGGGGAGAGACCUGACUAUACGCAAGCAAAUCCAAGAAUACAUGGCGCAGCAUAGCAACUAUAUAGAAUUCAUUGAGGUGAAGACCCAAACAGAGCCCGGGAAGCAGCUUGCUAAAUAUGGAAACGCCAUAGGACUUACGAAGUACCCUGUCCACUAUAAGCAUCAUAGAGGAGAGGAUGUAGAGGACGAGAGUAGCUUUAGUACUGUUGGAAGUGAUUUUUAA